Molecule: messenger RNA, 2010 nt
Organism: Neocloeon triangulifer
Lineage: Eukaryota; Metazoa; Arthropoda; Insecta; Ephemeroptera; Baetidae
Product: tectonic-3
Exons: 4
Coding region: 6-1841 (611 amino acids)
Biological process (GO): cilium assembly
Cellular component (GO): ciliary transition zone
Source: RefSeq, a predicted model, not a curated record
UGAAAAUGCGCCGUACUUUAUUUUCUUCCACGAUUUUUCUCUUGCUAUUAGUGGUGCCAUUUGUGCUAAGCCAAAAUGGAACAGAAUUUGCUGAAGAUGAAGAAGAGACCACGGAGGAAAUCUAUGACGAAGCAGAAUUCAAUGCCACUGAAGCUGUUGUUGAAAACGGUACAACGUAUAUUGAUGUUAAUAUAACUGAAACACCUCCAGCAAAUAUUACUGAAACAACCAGCUCACCAAAUACCACAUUAAAUGGAACGUAUUUAUCUGCAACGCCAGUUCCAACGACCACAAGCACUAUUCCACCCAUUCACUUUCCUGAGCGGGCUGUUGGGCAGUGGUUUUGCGCCUGUGACCUUCAGGUUGGAGUUUGUGAUGCAAACUGCUGUUGUGACCGAGAUUGCUCCAGAUUUGAUUUGACUGCGUUUCCUUGGUGUGACAGAGUGAAGGAACAUCCUGAGGAAAAAUGUAAAACAAAUGGGUUUCUGUGUAUCUUCAAAGACAAUGCGCCAGAAAGACUUUGGCUGAAAAAUCCAAAGAUUUCUCAAACCAUAAAAGAAUUUGAUUCAUUGGCUGCCAUAGCUCCUAAGUGGAGUUGGCCUGAGCAAGAGGCUCUUACAAGCAAGCCAAAAUUCUAUGCCACUAGAAAAUAUAAGGCUGGAGACGUUAUUUGGUCCACUCGAGACAAUAAAACCAUCGAAACAUUUGGUAGGUGUAUCAGCAGCGUUUGCAAAUCGGUCACAUUUAAUAAAAAAACUUUAGCGCUACCUUUGAUUGGAAGGCAGUGCUUUCAAAACAAAACUGUACGGUACCUCAACGACAUAUCAAACUCGUGCGCUACAAAUAAAAACAACAAAAUCCUCUUGAGCGACUAUUUCAAAGGACUGGCAUUACUUGCUGACACAUCUGUGCCCAUUGAGAACCAGACAGAGUCUUGGGUGCAAGUAAAGCAGUACAUCUGUAUAAAUGAUUCUAUUGAAAACUGCACGGAGAAUGCAAGCAAUGUGAAGGUUCAAAGAAUUUUAUUCCAUAUUUUCCAUAACGGGACUCAAGGAAUUGCAAGUGCCAAAUUAUACAUGUGGAAAGCUGAUGAAGAGGCUGACACAGUCAGAAAUAUUCAAAUGAAUGCAAGGAUCACAUUUCUUUGGAAUGAUGUUCAACCACCCGCCAGGGUCAGAAGCGGUUCUCCAGGUUACGUUCCUGGUCUACCAAUUCUGACGGGUAUAUUGAGCAACAACAGGACCACAGUAAUAGCUUUGGGUCACUUUAACUUGGCAUCUGCUGACAGUAGCGGUAAAUGCGAUCAAAAAAAGAAGCUUUUGUUUGGGGAGGAUAUAUUAAUGACUUGUGACAUGCCUCUGAACUGGACGAGCUGCAUUGCCGCAGACGCAACGGCAACCCUAGCAGGUCGGUACUUGAAUUCAGUGGUCGGCGCGUUUGGUGAUUCAGAGGAGGGUACUUUAAACGACUGGAUGUCCAUCUUAGUCAAGGAACAACCACCAAAUGUACCAACCAACUGUCAAAUGGCUCCAACAAAUCUGGUUAUACAAAUUCUUUGGGCCAAGGUUGGCGCAGUUCAGAGACCGCAGAACAAAAUUGUGGGAAUGAUGAUUUCAUUUGGUGGGCAUAGAGUUUUAACAGGUGUAUCUGCACGACUGACAACUUCAGUUACAUUUAAAGAGGUAACUACUGGACUCAAAGGCUUAUUUGCGCCACCACCAAAGUACGAAAUUCGUUUGCCAAGUGACUUUUUCUAUCCUCUUUUUAGCGCAGUUGGUGUUAAACAAGCCAAUAUGUUAAUAUUGUGCUUUAGUGCUGUUUUUACAUUUAAAUUGAUUUAGUCACAUUGAAUAUUUUAACUAAGAGUGUCUUGUAAUUUUGUAACACAAUUGUCUAUAACGUCAAAAACGAAUAAAAUCUUUUAUAUAAACAUGUGAAUUGUGAAACGUAAAAGGAGAUUUUCCUUUCCUUUCCUUUUUUUUUUUUUUUUUUUUUUUUUUUUCAAGUUUA